Colius striatus (speckled mousebird) is the source of this 738-nucleotide messenger RNA. RefSeq names its product zinc finger AN1-type containing 2A (gene ZFAND2A). The coding region runs from base 72 to 605 and encodes 177 amino acids. Gene Ontology annotation, molecular function: zinc ion binding. Gene Ontology annotation, cellular component: endoplasmic reticulum; cytoplasm. The transcript has 6 exons. Lineage: Eukaryota; Metazoa; Chordata; Aves; Coliiformes; Coliidae. Gene Ontology annotation, biological process: protein targeting to ER; proteasome-mediated ubiquitin-dependent protein catabolic process. The record is from RefSeq and is a predicted model, not a curated record.
UGCGCGGGCUGAGUCAGCAUGAGGUUCAUAAAGGCGGCGGCACCGAGUCCCGGGGUGAGUGUUCCGUGGGCAUGGAGCUGCCGGAGCUGGGCCAGCACUGCUCGGAGCGUGCCUGCAGGCAGCUGGAUUUCCUUCCUCUGACGUGUGAUGCAUGUGGGGAUGUCUUCUGUAAAGAUCACAUCCGUUAUGAUGACCACAAGUGCAGCUCUGCCUACAAGAAAAAUGUGCAGGUUCCAGUGUGUCCGCUCUGUAAUGCACCUAUCCCAGUACAGAAGGGGGAAAUACCAGAUAUUGUGGUUGGAGCCCACAUGGACAAAGACUGCAAAUACAAUCCAGCACAGCAGAAGCAGAGGAUCUUCACAAACAAGUGCUUAAAGCCAGGCUGCAAAAGGAAAGAAAUGAUGAAGGUAGUUUGUGAACAGUGUGGUGGCAACUUCUGCAUAAAACAUCGUCAUCCUCUGGAUCAUGACUGUAAAGGGAGCAGCCUCUCCACCUCCAGGGCUGGGUAUGCAGCUCUGAUGAGAGCCUCUGAAACAGUCUUCAAGUCAGUGGGAGCACUAGGAGUGCCAUCUAACGGGAGUCUUCAGUACAACAGAUGCAGAUAGUAGAGGAUCUUCAAAUCUGGAUCAAACCUCUGUCUAAAGUUCACUUUGUCUGUAGCUGUUUAAAAUUUUCUAUGCAAUUAACUUAUUUUUGUGUAAAUGUUUUAUGCAUUCAAUAAACUGUCACUCUUUCAAA